Benincasa hispida (wax gourd) is the source of this 1975-nucleotide messenger RNA. Its product is annotated as calmodulin calcium-dependent NAD kinase-like. The record is from RefSeq and is a predicted model, not a curated record. Gene Ontology annotation, molecular function: kinase activity; ATP binding. NCBI's taxonomy places the organism in Eukaryota, Viridiplantae, Streptophyta, Magnoliopsida, Cucurbitales, Cucurbitaceae.
GAAAAACAAAGACAUUAAUUAAUAUAAAGUGUUUCGUCCAUUUGUUUUUUUUUCCUGCCUCAGAAGUCAGACCCCACAACUCCUCGCUGCAGUUCUCCCUAUUCUUCUUCCUCCACUCCAGCAGUCGCCGGCAGAGAUUCUCUCCGACAUGAAGCUUUCCGAUCUCGCCGGAAAUGGGGAAGGAAUCGUCAAGCAGGCUCGGAUAAUUGCUGUGUCCUUGGUCGGCAUCGUGGCUGCCGCCGGAACGCGUUAUCACUGGAGCCGGAAUUUGAGGUCGUCGGCAGCCGUUGUCGAGGAUCAGAAAAUCGUGCCGGUGAUCGGACGGACGGAAUCCGGCAGGGUCGGAAGUAUUGAGGCGUUCCCUGACUAUGUUGCGAGGCAAUUGGGAUUUAAAGAUGGAGGGGAAUGCCCAAAGUUGAAGAAACUGAUAAAUGAUUAUUUGAAGAAGAAGAAAGGUUGUGAAGAAUCAAUCUAUGAAUAUUUUGUUGAUGAAAAGGAUGCAGAUUCAGUAUAUGUGAAGCUUAUUCAAGAGUUAGAGACUUGUAUUUUGACCUACUUUGCUUUUCACUGGGAUAAGGCACCUCAAAUGGUUUCUCAGGCGUUGACUGAUGAAUCGGAGCAUAAAACUAAGCUCAAAGGCUUUGUGAUGGCCGUCACAAGGAAACAGAGGUUCGAGAGGGUGACGAAAGAGCUGAAAGUGACGAGGGUUAUAUCGACUCUAGUGGAAGAAAUAAAAGCAAUCAACGGCGGCGGUGGAGCGGAGGCUGAUUCUAAAUGCACCGACGUUAUGGCGCCCGUGGCCCUCAGCCAGAGGAGCCCCGUUCUCCUUCUCAUGGGCGGCGGAAUGGGAGCCGGCAAAAGCACCGUCCUCAAAGACAUCCUCAAUGAACCAUUCUGGUCGGAUGCUCAAGCAAAAGCCGUCGUGGUAGAGGCGGACGCUUUCAAAGAAAGCGACGUCGUUUAUAGAGCAAUUAACUCCAUGGGCUGCCCCGAUGACAUGCUUCAAACCUCAGAACUGGUACACCAAUCAUCGACAGAUGCUGCAUCGUCGUUGUUGGUGACAGCACUAAACGAAGGUAGAGAUGUGAUCAUGGAUGGGACUCUUGCAUGGGAGCCAUAUGUGGACCAGACGAUUGAGAUGGCUAGAAAUGUUCAUAAACAUCGAUAUAGGAUGGGGGUUGGCUACAAAGUCGCGGAAGAUGGGACCGUCAUUGAAAAUUACUGGGAACAACUGAGUCCAGAAGAAGAACAGUAUGAUUUCGAUGGGAUCGUACAAAAAGAUCGAAAGCCGUAUAGAAUUGAAUUGGUUGGUGUUGUUUGUGACGCACAUUUGGCUGUCAUUAGAGGCAUAAGGAGAGCUGUAAUGGUUGGAAGGGCUGUGAGGGUGAACUCACAAUUGAAGUCCCAUAAAAGAUUUGCUAAGGCUUUUCCCAGAUACUGUCAACUUGUUGAUAAUGCCAGGCUCUAUUCCACCAAUGUAUUGGGCAGACCAUCAAAGUUAAUUGGGUGGAAAGAUGGAGAUAACAAGUUACUAGUAGAUCCAGAAGAAAUCAAAUGUGUUUCAUUUAUAAGUAAGUUGAAGGAGGAUGCAAAUUCAGUAUAUGAACUUUACCAAGAUGCAAGCAUUUUAAAUGAGAAUGGUUCUCUAUGGAAAGAAACUGUGUUGUCAUCUUCUAGGGCCUCUAUUCAGAUGGAGUUGAAGGCUUCCAUACAAAGCAUUGAAUCAAAAUAGCAAUAGAAUGCCUUUUUUUUUCUUCUAAUUUUUUAUUGAGAGGUUGGAGAGAUGACUUUUCAAUGGUUGGUGCAUGUAUUUAACUAUUAUUAUCGUUCUUAUUUGUUUAAAGGACUCGUGUUGAUGUAUGGAGAUAAUUUGAACUCUAGUUAAUAGUUUGAGUGCAAGGGAUGGAGGAAAUGAUAUGGCCGUCAAGUGCCGAUUUUUCAAUUUCAAAUCUUCAGUCUGGAACGAGUAUUGUCA